AACCAAAAAUUUCUUUGAGUUCAAGCCCUUGAACUUCAAAGACCUCAAAACCUCAAUAAACCGCCUAGCCUCAAAAUUAAGAGCUGAAACAACUUUACAAAAAAUUAGAUGAAUUUGUUCUCAAGAGUAAAAAAUUUUUUUCAGCAAUAAAAAAAAUUCCACCCCCUGAACUCUUUCGGAAGACCUUAAGGAGCCCUUAAGGGACAGCCCCGACCUCAAAUUAAUAUCUAAAAAAAAUUUUUUUAAAUCCGGUAGAUUGUGACUGCUCAAUUGUUUCCAACAAUAAAAAAGCGGAAAAUUAUCUUGGACUAGCCGAGCUGCGCGCGUUUGUGAGAAUUCCCGUGGGGGUGAUUGUGGUGGGGGUUGCGGCCAGGCGCAAGUGUUGUGAGAACUACGUGAGUCAGUCGACGGUCUGCCGGCGAGCAGUGCAGAUUAGGUGGGCAUUGCGUGUUAAAAUAAAUUCAGUCGUGUGCCGGAAAUAUUUUGAGAGCUGAAUUGCAGAACAGAGCGUAAGAUAAAUCGAGUGAAUAAUUUUUUUUUUAAUUACCCGAGGGGUCCCUGUGACAACUAGACUGGGGGAUCUGUCGAUCGGCGACGGAAGAACAAAAUAAACAAUUUGUGGAGAGAUAUAAGAGGCGGACCCGGGUUUACACCGGGUUACUAUCGGUAUACACUACGAGGAUUAUCGAUCGUAUUUGACCCACGAACUAAAACUGCUUCUACGAACGGGCAAGUGGACUUAUUCAACGAAUUCCGAAUUUUGUUAAAUUUUUUUUGUUUUUUUUCGGGGGGGUGCUGAGGGGUUGGUGGUGGGAGUGACAGUUUUGGGUGAGGGAAGUUGUGGAUUAUUAUUUUUUUUUAGUAUUGAGGAUUCAGCAUGGCUGCCCCAGCAGCUUGCACGAGGUUCAGUGACAACUAUGAUCUUAAGGAGGAGCUUGGAAAGGGUGCCUUCUCAGUAGUCCGGAGAUGCGUACAAAAAAGCACGGGCCUCGAGUUUGCAGCGAAAGUCAUAAACACGAAAAAAUUGUCGCAAAGAGAUUUUCAAAAGUUGGAGCGAGAAGCACGGAUAUGUAGAAAGUUGCAGCAUCCAAAUAUUGUGCGAUUACACGAAAGUAUACAAGAAGAAAACUGCCACUACCUCGUCUUCGAUCUAGUCACUGGCGGCGAGCUCUUCGAGGAUAUUGUCGCCCGAGAGUUCUACAGUGAGGCAGACGCCUCUCACUGUAUACAACAAAUUCUGGAAAGCGUCCAUCACUGCCAUCACAAUGGAAUUGUGCACAGAGAUCUCAAACCUGAGAAUCUUCUACUCGCUAGUAAAGCAAAGGGUGCGGCUGUGAAACUGGCGGAUUUUGGAUUAGCUAUUGAAUUGCAGGGAGACGCACAGGCAUGGUAUGGUUUUGCCGGUACGCCCGGCUACCUAAGCCCCGAGGUACUCAAAAAGGAGCCGUACGGAAAGCCAGUUGACAUCUGGGCGUGUGGUGUUAUCCUCUACAUUCUUCUCGUCGGUUAUCCACCGUUCUGGGACGAGGAUCAACAUCGGUUAUACAGUCAAAUCAAAGCUGGAGCAUAUGACUAUCCAAGCCCGGAAUGGGACACUGUUACGCCAGAAGCUAGAAACCUCAUCAAUCAGAUGUUAACAGUGAACCCAAGCAGGCGUAUAACCGCCAGUGAAGCGCUCAGGCACCCAUGGAUCUGCCAACGUGAACGUGUGGCGUCUGUGGUGCACAGGCAAGAGACUGUCGACUGCUUGAAGAAAUUCAAUGCAAGGCGCAAACUAAAAGGCGCUAUAUUAACGACCAUGUUAGCAACGAGGAACUUUUCCACUCGAAGCAUCAUCACGAAGAAGGGUGACGGCUCUCAGGUGAAGGAGUCUACCGACAGCAGCACCACAAUCGAGGACGACGACGUCAAAGAGGAUAAGAAGGGCGGUGUCGACCGGAGCAGCACGGUCAUAGCCAAAGAACCCGAAGGCUAUGCGUCCCAGGGCACACCGCCUUCCAGUCCCGCGGCGGGUGCGAUAUUCUCCAGGGUAAUGGGUGCAGCAACGGGGAACAAACAGGCACAGGCUAAUCCGUUAGGUCUCGCCGCUGUGCUACUUCAGGGGGCGCAAGCACGUCGACAGGAGAUUAUUAAGAUGACUGAGCAGCUCAUCGAGAGUAUCAAUACUGGUGACUUUGAGGGAUACACAAAAAUCUGCGAUCCUCACCUAACUGCAUUUGAGCCAGAGGCUCUAGGUAAUUUAGUCGAGGGAAUGGACUUUCACAAAUUUUACUUUGAUAAUGCAGUCCUGGGGAAGAACUCAAGUUGCAAGGCUGUCAACACGACGAUCCUGAAUCCUCAUGUUCAUUUACUGGGGGAUGAUGCUGCCUGUAUUGCGUACGUCAGACUCACCCAAUACGUUGAUAAACAAGGUGUAGCCCACACCCAGCAGAGCGAGGAGAGCCGAGUGUGGCACAAGAAGGACAACAAAUGGCAAAACGUACAUUUCCACCGAAGUGCAGUGACAGGUCCCUCGCCAUUCUCCUACAAUAACAAAUAAAUCAGCAUUACCUGGCUCGCUCCAUUAUAUUCCACAACCAAGUUUUUAACGAAUAGCAGAAAAUAUGCAUAGAGAAAAAAGAGAGAUAUAGAACCAAGAGAGGAAUCGGUUGAAUGAAGGGAUGAGAAUAAAAAACAAAUGUCAUGAACGAGAAAUACGAAAGGAUAAUAGGAAAUUUUUUUCGCGAGGUACUUAAUUAUGAGAACCCUCUGAUUAACUGGAGGUGGGGUAUUUCUGUGACAAAAUGAAUUAUUGAUAAUUUAUUUGUUCCUCUUUGAGCUCAAGGAAAUGUCACAAGAGCAAUAAGAAUAUUUAUGAAUUAAAAUCCAAUUGAGGAAAAUUGUGGGCGAUUUCAUCACUUCUCUUCUACUUCCUGCGUGUCGAUGUGACAAUUUAACCCAUGAAUAAAUUCUGAAAUAAUUCAUUUACUUAAUGGAUAAAACUUGAAUCUCACGUGAAUGGUCAAAUGGCUGAUGAACAGGUGUUUUUUGAAGAAUUAUUUUAUCUUUAUGUCAACGAGAAGCCGGAUGAAUCAUUGAAUAAUAAACGAAGUCUGCUUACGAUUUUAUUAUUAGUUAGAGUAACAAAUUUAUGUAGAGGGGAGUUGAAGUAGAAUGGUCGCCGAGGGUUAUUGGGGAUUGAGGCCCGAUCGAGCCUUAAUAUCGACCAAUGUGCCAUGUAAUGAAGUCUUAUGAUAAUUCGAGUUUCAGAGGGAGGUGGGGUGGAGGCUGCGGAAUUAUUUCGCCGGGGAUUUUUCGUUUUCAUAAUUCGGGAUUUUGCGAGACUGCUGUUGAUGAAGGAAAUAAUUGAUGAUUGGAGUAAAGUGAAGAUUUUAGAUGCUGAUAGGGGUGAGGGUGCAAGCGUAUUGGAAGAUAUUUGAGAAGAUAAUUCGAAAAACUCUGGGCGAGUUUAAUCAAUCAUGAGAGUUAUUAAGGUUACAAUCUUGUUAAUGGAGAAAAGGAGAUGAGUUGGUAAAUUGGAUUUGUUAUUUUCUGACUAGCUAGGAAGCUAGUGGGUUUAGGGAAAAUUCAAAAAAGCUCUGUUGUAGAUUAUGAAAUUCUAUAUGAGAAACGAUUUUUGAUAUGUUUCAAUGAAUUGAAUACAGUAGCGAGGUAAAACGAUUCAAAUCGACUUGGCUCUUAGCCGAGUUUUCGACGAAUAUUUCUGAAUCUAAAGGAGAUAGCGAAAUUUUUGUUACAACCUUUUUUGUAAAGCGAAUUGAGAGCUACAAA
Messenger RNA from Diachasma alloeum, 3771 nucleotides. It is a transcript of the gene CaMKII, whose product is annotated as calcium/calmodulin-dependent protein kinase type II alpha chain. The transcript has 17 exons. Lineage: Eukaryota; Metazoa; Arthropoda; Insecta; Hymenoptera; Braconidae. Gene Ontology annotation, molecular function: ATP binding; calcium/calmodulin-dependent protein kinase activity; calmodulin binding. Gene Ontology annotation, biological process: protein phosphorylation. Gene Ontology annotation, cellular component: cytoplasm; neuron projection. The record is from RefSeq and is a predicted model, not a curated record. Bases 878 to 2539 code for a protein of 553 amino acids.